This is a messenger RNA of Silurus meridionalis, 4108 nucleotides long. RefSeq names its product copine-3-like. Gene Ontology annotation, molecular function: receptor tyrosine kinase binding; calcium-dependent phospholipid binding. Lineage: Eukaryota; Metazoa; Chordata; Actinopteri; Siluriformes; Siluridae. The coding region runs from base 137 to 1762 and encodes 541 amino acids. The transcript is spliced from 16 exons. The record is from RefSeq and is a predicted model, not a curated record. Gene Ontology annotation, cellular component: plasma membrane. Gene Ontology annotation, biological process: ERBB2 signaling pathway; cellular response to calcium ion.
AGUGGAGCUGAAAUCUUUCUCUUCAGAAAACAGAAACACUGGUAAGUUUAAGGAACUAGCUGCAUUUUUAGUGUAUUUAUCCAGCCAUUCCCUAGCCUUCGAUUGAAUCUAUCUGAGCUGAAAAAAGCUUCCUUCAAUGGCGACGCAGUGUGUGACCAAAGUGGAACUCACAGUCUCCUGUGAAAACCUUUUGGACAAGGAUGUGACCUCGAAGUCUGACCCCCUGUGUGUUCUGCUAGUGAAUUCAUCAGGAAAUCACUGGUUUGAGGUGGGACGCACAGAGAAAAUUCAAAAUUGCCUGAAUCCUAAAUUUGCCAAGAAGUUCCUCAUCGAUUAUCAAUUUGAAAUUGUACAGAAACUUAGAUUUGGUAUUUAUGAUAUUGACAACAAAACCAUUGAUCUGAGCGACGAUGACUUUCUUGGGGAGUUGGAGUGUACCUUGGGUCAGAUUGUGUCCAGUGGAAAGCUGACCAGACCACUGAUCUUGAAGAAUAAAAGACCAGCAGGAAAAGGAACUAUUACGAUCAUUGCAGAGGAAAUCAAGGAUAAUAGGGUGGUGAAUUUUGAAGUUGAGGCCAGAAAACUGGAUAAAAAGGAUUUCUUUGGAAAAUCUGACCCCUACCUGGAAUUCUUCAGGCAAUCGGACUCAGGGUGGCAGCUUGCCCACAGAACUGAGGUGGUGAAGAAUAACCUUAACCCUUGCUGGAGACCAUUUAAAAUCCCUCUGCGGUCUCUCUGUGGAGGAGAUAUGGAGAAACCCAUCAAGGUGGAAUGUUAUGACUAUGACAACGACGGGUCACAUGACCUUAUUGGGAUUUUCGAGACCAAUAUGAAACGCCUACAGGAAGCUACACGCAUGUCUCCGGCAGAGUUUGACUGUGUGAACAUAAAGAAACAACAGAAGAAGAAGAACUAUAAGAAUUCUGGUGUUGUGAGUGUAAAACUCUGCCAGGUUGUGAAGGAGUACACAUUUUUGGAUUAUAUCAUGGGUGGCUGCCAGAUUAAUUUCAUUGUUGGAGUGGACUUCACAGGGUCAAAUGGUGAUCCAAAGUCUCCUGACUCUUUGCAUUACAUCAGUCCCAAUGGGGUCAAUGAGUACCUUUCUGCUAUCUGGUCUGUUGGCUUGGUAAUUCAGGAUUAUGACAGUGACAAAUUGUUCCCAGCUUUUGGGUUUGGAGCACAGGUCCCCCCAAAUUGGCAGGUGUCUCACGAGUUUCCACUUAACUUUAACCCAGCUAAUCCAUUCUGUGUUGGAGUAGAGGGCAUGGUGGAAGCUUACAGGUCAUGUCUGCCCCAGGUCAAACUGUAUGGGCCCACAAAUUUUGCUCCCAUUAUCAGACAUGUGAGCAACUUUGCCCAGCAGGCAAAACAGCAGAACACAGCUAAUCAAUACUUUGUUCUGCUCAUUAUCACGGACGGCGUGAUCACAGACAUGGAUCAGACCCGAGCUGCCAUUGUAGCUGCUUCCCAUUUACCCAUGUCCAUCAUAAUUGUGGGCGUGGGCGGGGCUGACUUCACUGAUAUGGAGAUCCUGGAUGGUGACGAUGGACGUUUAAAAUCUCCAUCUGGAGAGCCAGCCAUACGGGACAUUGUGCAGUUUGUGCCUUACAGAAAGUUCCAGAAUGGUCCUAAAGAGGCAUUGGCACAAAGUGUUCUGGCAGAGGUUCCUGGUCAGGUUGUUAAUUUCUUCAACAUGCUGAAGCUCAGCCCUCUUAAUUCAAGUACCCCUGUAGCUGAUUCUGCUGAGCAAAAAUUAAGCUAAAUGCUUCAUGCUGCUUUUGCAUCAACCUGUAAGAGACCUCAUCAGCUACAGUCCAUGCUUUAGUCCUGUACAGCAUGCUGGACUCUUGCUAAAUGAGUUACUCUAAGAAUGUAUAUUAUUAGAUCUAUAGUCUAUGCUAACUUACCAUUUUAAAAGAGCAGCUCUUUACACAUUAUUUGGUGUAAAGCAUUUUAAUAUCUAUUGGUAACAGGUGUUUAUAUUAAUUGGAUAGUCCACUUCAUAGAUUUACACUUUAGAUUUACUAAAAAAAAAAAAAAGUAUACUUCAUGCUUAAUGGAAAUCAAUAGUAGUUGCAAGCUUCAGGCAGUGCAAUUUGAAAAGAACAGACUGCACAAUACAUAAAAAUUACCACUCCAAAAUGGAUCUGAAUGACUUUCCUACUUUUUGAAGCAUUUUAUUUUAGGAAAGCAAAUAAAAACUGUGGAAAGAUUCGUCUCUGCUGCAGAAAAAAGAUUUGGAAAUCUGCACUGUUAUUUUUUUUUUUAUUAUUAUUUGUUUUUAUUUUCCUCUCUCCUCAAUUUUUCAUUUAUACCAGAUAACUUUCCACCACUACAAGCACCUGAAAACAAUAGUUACGUGUGCUUUCAGUCAUGUGAAUGAACACAAUGGAAGUUUAUUUAAAACAGAAUAUGUUUUUGCAGCAAUCAAAUGCUCUGAGUUGCUCUUUAAUGAACCAGACACAGAAUCAGUAGUAUCCUGUAACCAAGGUAAUGUUCACAUUACAGAAUUGAAGUGUCCCAAGUGCUACUUUUGCGUAAACCUGACACAGAAAUUUGUGUAACCCAAAAGACAGAUGUUUUUACUCUGAUUUGGUCACAUUUUGUUUUCAGGUAUGUGCUGCAGUUUGCUAUUCCUAGUUUACACCCUUGCAUACAAAUGCAAAUGUGAACUGAAAGGAAAAAGAAAAAUCUGAAUUGAGGACUAAAAUUCCUAAUGUGAACAAAGCCUAAGCGCAUGUUUACACAUACUGGUUUAAAUGUGUAUAUUUUUUUUUAUCUAUUUUUGGUUACCUUGAAUACUGUUUUCUGCCUUAUACAUCAGGUUGCAGCAAUGCUACAACAAUUAUUAUUCAGACUGGGUAUAUUUUUUAUAUGUUAUAAAUUAAUUUAGAAGAUUUUCUUUAAUUUGUCACAGUUUACAAAGUUGCUUUAAUGAAAAAAUACUUUAAUUGUUAAAUGUUGCUUUUAAAUAGUUAGACUAACCAAGUGCCAUAAUGUUAAUCUCACAGUUUGCUGUAAUUGUUUAUAGCAUGUGAUUGGGCAUAGAGUGGCAUAAUUGGCAGUGUUGCCCCCCUCACAACAGGAUUCCUGGUUUGAUUCUAUGCUUAGGUUAAUAUUUGUUUGUCUGCUGGGUUUGUUCCAGUUUCCUUUUAACGACCAACAGAUAUACCACUAUGUCAAUUGGCUAUGCUUAUUUGCCUCUAGAUACAAAUAAGUGUAACUGUUGAUUACUCUUAAAAAUAAUUUCUGCACUUUCUCAUUUUGACUUUACAGUGCAAGGAAUUAUUAGAUUUCAAAUGGGUCGUAUUUGUCUUUGGAUGGUCACUGUGGUAAAACAAGGUUUAACAAUUAUGCCUGUAUUCCAGUUUAAUGACUGGCAAUCUUUAACCGAUUUUAAAGGAUUUAGGAUUUUUUGAAUAAGCCAUAUAGUGACUCUAAGCCAUAUUACAGUAUUAAUGAACUGAUACCAGUUUUAAUAAUCGCUAUUUAAAUUUAACUAUGCAUACCUCCAUGUUUAGUUGUGAUUCAAUCACUUUGCUUAGAUACUUAGAUAGUCGGGUUUUUUGUGUUGUUUAAUGUUUUUAAAACAUGGAGUUUGGUCUAAAAAAUGUCAAAGCAAUUGUUAGAAAACAAUAAUGCAAAUUCUGAUUAAUUUUGAUUGAUGCAAAAGAUGGCCAACACUAAAAGAAUUGAUUUACACAGUGUGACUUUAUCUGUUGUGUUGCUUCAUUAUAUGUUGCUUGCAUUUUGUACCUGACUGUCUCACUGUGUAUGGAAACUGUGUAUGUUUUUAGUUCAUUGUCAAAUUAAGAAUCCAUAUUAGAUUACCAUAAUAUUAAGCUUAUAUCAACACAUUUUAUUGCUUCUCUUAAAUUUUGAGUUUGUUUUGUUGCAUGUAAUUUGGUAAAUGCCUAAAUCUGUGUUCUGUCCUAAAUUCCAUUAAGAUAUUUACAAUCUCAGGAGUGAUUGAACUGGAAUGGUGCCAACUAUAUUGUUAUUGCACAAUGCUGUUAUUCCGCCACAGACAUAACCGGAAUGUACAUGACUGUUUGAACAGAAAUACUCUAUGCAUGUGUUGUGAUCAAUGCAUAAACUGUUAAAUGUA